Leptonychotes weddellii (Weddell seal) is the source of this 4698-nucleotide messenger RNA. The record is from RefSeq and is a predicted model, not a curated record. NCBI's taxonomy places the organism in Eukaryota, Metazoa, Chordata, Mammalia, Carnivora, Phocidae.
CCAUUUACUUCUAAAGUAAAACAGAUGCGCCUACAUAGAGAAGACUUUGAGAUAUUGAAGGUGAUAGGUCGAGGAGCUUUUGGAGAGGUUGCUGUAGUGAAACUAAAAAAUGCAGAUAAGGUAUUUGCCAUGAAAAUAUUGAACAAAUGGGAAAUGCUGAAAAGAGCUGAGACAGCAUGUUUUCGUGAAGAAAGGGAUGUAUUAGUGAAUGGAGAUAAUAAAUGGAUUACAACUCUGCAUUAUGCUUUCCAGGAUGACAAUAACUUAUACCUGGUCAUGGAUUAUUAUGUUGGUGGAGAUUUGCUUACUCUGCUCAGCAAAUUUGAAGAUAGAUUGCCUGAAGAUAUGGCUCGAUUUUACUUGGCUGAGAUGGUAAUAGCAAUCGAUUCCGUUCAUCAGCUGCACUAUGUGCACAGGGACAUCAAACCUGAUAAUAUAUUGAUGGAUAUGAAUGGACAUAUUCGAUUAGCAGAUUUUGGUUCUUGUCUGAAGCUGAUGGAAGAUGGAACGGUCCAGUCCUCAGUGGCUGUUGGAACUCCAGAUUAUAUCUCUCCUGAAAUCCUUCAAGCCAUGGAAGAUGGGAAAGGGAGAUAUGGGCCUGAAUGUGACUGGUGGUCUCUGGGGGUCUGUAUGUAUGAAAUGCUUUAUGGAGAAACACCAUUUUAUGCAGAAUCUCUGGUGGAGACAUAUGGAAAAAUCAUGAAUCAUAAAGAGAGGUUUCAGUUUCCAGCUCAAGUGACCGAUGUGUCUGAAAAUGCUAAGGAUCUUAUUCGAAGGCUCAUUUGCAGCAGAGAACACCGACUUGGUCAAAAUGGGAUAGAAGACUUUAAGAAACACCCAUUUUUCAAUGGAAUUGAUUGGGAUAAUAUUCGAAACUGUGAAGCACCUUAUAUUCCAGAAGUUAGUAGCCCAACAGAUACAUCAAAUUUUGAUGUGGAUGAUGAUUGUUUAAAGAAUUCUGAAACGAUGCCCCCACCCACACAUACUGCAUUUUCUGGGCACCAUCUGCCAUUUGUUGGUUUCACAUAUACUAGUAGCUGUGUUCUUUCUGAUCGGAGCUGUUUACGUGUCACAGCCGGUCCUGCGUCCCUGGACCUUGAUGUCAGUGUCCAGAGGACUCUCGACAACAACCUGGCAACCGAGGCGUACGAGAGGAGAAUCAAGCGCCUCGAACAGGAAAAACUUGAGCUGAGUAGAAAGCUUCAAGAGUCAACACAGACUGUUCAAGCUCUACAGUAUUCAACUGCUGAUGGUCCAUUAACAGCAAGCAAAGAUUUAGAAAUAAAAACCUUAAAAGAAGAAAUUGAAAAACUAAGGAAACAAGUAAGAGAAUCAAGUCACUUAGAGCAACAACUUGAGGAAGCCAACUCUGUGAGGAGAGAGCUAGAUGAUACUUUUCGACAAGUCAAGGCUUAUGAAAAACAAAUCAAAACACUACAACAAGAAAGGGAAGAAUUAAACAAGGAACUAGUCCAGGCUAGUGAGCGAUUAAAAAACCAGUCCAAAGAGCUGAAAGACGCACACUGUCAGAGGAAACUGGCCAUGCAGGAAUUCAUGGAGAUCAAUGAGCGGCUAACAGAAUUGCACACCCAAAAACAGAAACUUGCUCGCCAUGUCCGAGAUAAGGAAGAAGAGGUGGACCUGGUGAUGCAAAAAGUUGAAAGCUUAAGGCAAGAACUGCGCAGAACAGAGAGAGCCAAAAAAGAGCUGGAAGUUCAUACAGAAGCUGUGGCUGCUGAAGCAUCUAAAGACAGGAAACUGCGUGAACAGAGCGAGCACUAUUCUAAGCAACUGGAAAAUGAAUUGGAGGGACUAAAGCAAAAACAAAUUAGUUACUCGCCAGGACUGUGCAGCAUAGAACAUCAGCAAGAGAUAACCAAACUAAAGACUGAUUUAGAAAAGAAAAGUAUCUUUUAUGAAGAAGAAUUGUCUAAAAGAGAAGGAAUACAUGCAAAUGAAAUUAAAAAUCUGAAGAAAGAACUUCAUGAUUCAGAAGGCCAGCAACUUGCUCUCAACAAGGAAAUUAUGAUUUUGAAAGACAAAUUGGAAAAAAACAGGAGAGAGAGUCAAAGUGAAAGGGAAGAAUUUGAAAAUGAGUUCAAACAACAGUAUGAACGAGAAAAAGUAUUAUUAACUGAAGAAAAUAAAAAACUGACAAGUGAACUUGAUAAGCUCACCGCUUUGUAUGAGAACUUAAGUAUGCGCAACCAGCAGUUAGAAGAAGAGGUAAAAGACCUAGCAGACAAGAAAGAAUCAGUUGCACAUUGGGAAGCCCAAAUCACAGAAAUAAUUCAAUGGGUCAGUGAUGAAAAGGAUGCACGAGGGUAUCUCCAGGCCUUAGCUUCUAAAAUGACAGAAGAGUUGGAAGCUUUGAGAAAUUCCAGCUUGGGUGCACGAGCAACAGAUAUGCCCUGGAAAAUGCGUCGUUUUGCAAAACUGGAUAUGUCAGCUAGGCUGGAGUUGCAGUCAGCCCUGGAUGCAGAAAUAAGAGCUAAGCAGGCCAUCCAAGAAGAGCUGAAUAAAGUUAAAGCAGCUAACAUCAUCACAGAAUGUAAACUAAAAGAUUCAGAGAAGAAGAACUUGGAGCUACUCUCAGAAAUCGAACAACUGAUAAAGGACACUGAAGAGCUUAGAUCUGAAAAGGGUAUAGAGCACCAAGACUCACAGCAUUCUUUCUUGGCAUUUUUGAAUACGCCUACCGAUGCUCUGGAUCAAUUUGAAGAUUCCUUUUCUUCUUCCUCAUCUUCACUGAUUGAUUUUUUGGAUGACCGCUCUCCGUCCUGUACUCCAGCUAGCAAAGGCAGACGUAUUGUAGACAGUACUCCUCCUCCAGUUCACACACCAACCUUAAGGAAAAAGGGAUGUCCUGGUUCAACUGGCUUUCCGGCUAAGCGCAAGACCCAUCAGUUUUUUGUCAAAUCUUUCACUACCCCUACCAGAUGUCACCAGUGCACCUCUCUGAUGGUGGGUUUGAUAAGACAGGGCUGUUCCUGUGAAGUGUGUGGAUUUUCAUGCCAUAUAACUUGUGUAAACAAAGCUCCAACUGCUUGUCCAGUCCCGCCUGAGCAGACAAAAGGGCCUCUGGGGAUAGACCCGCAGAAGGGAAUAGGAACAGCAUAUGAAGGUCAUGUCAGGAUCCCAAAGCCAGCUGGAGUGAAGAAAGGAUGGCAAAGAGCAUUGGCUGUGGUUUGUGACUUUAAACUCUUCCUAUACGAUGUUGCGGAAGGAAAAGCGUCUCAGCCCAGUGUCGUGGUCAGUCAGGUGAUUGACAUGAGGGAUGAAGAAUUUUCUGUGAGUUCAGUCUUGGCUUCUGAUGUUAUUCAUGCAAGUCGAAAAGAUAUACCCUGCAUAUUCAGAGUCACGGCUUCCCAGCUCUCGGCGUCUGACAGCAGGUGUUCGGUCCUGAUGCUCGCGGAGAGCGAGAGCGAGAGGAACAAGUGGGUGGGCAUGCUCAGUGAGCUGCACAAGAUUUUGAAGAAAAGCAAAUUCAGAGACCGCUCAGUCUAUGUUCCCAAGGAGGCUUAUGACAGCACUCUGCCCCUCAUUAAAACAACCCAGGCAGCUGCAAUCAUAGAUCACGAAAGGAUAGCGCUGGGCAAUGAAGAAGGGUUGUUUGUUGUUCACGUCACCAAAGAUGAAAUUAUUAGAGUUGGUGACAAUAAGAAGAUACAUCAGAUUGAACUCAUUCCAAAUGAUCAGCUUGUUGCUGUGAUCUCAGGACGAAAUCGUCAUGUGCGACUUUUUCCCAUGUCAGCUUUGGACGGACGAGAGACUGAUUUUUAUAAGCUGGCAGAAACUAAAGGGUGUCAGUCCAUAAUUUCUGGCAAAGUGUGCCAUGGAGCUCUCACAUGCCUGUGUGUGGCUAUGAAAAGGCAGGUCCUCUGUUAUGAACUAUUUCAGAGCAAGACCCGUCACAGAAAAUUUAAGGAAAUUCAAGUGCCAUAUAAUGUGCAAUGGAUGGCGAUCUUCAGUGAACAACUCUGCGUGGGAUUCCAGUCGGGAUUCCUCAGAUACCCCUUGAAUGGGGAAGGAAGUCCGUACAGCAUGCUCCAUUCAAAUGACCACACACUAUCGUUUAUUGCACAUCAGCCGAUGGAUGCCAUCUGUGCAGUUGAGAUCUCCAGUAAAGAGUAUCUGCUGUGUUUUAACAGCAUCGGGGUAUACACCGACUGCCAGGGCCGGAGAUCGAGACAGCAGGAACUGAUGUGGCCAGCAAAUCCUUCCUUUUGUUGUUACAAUGCACCAUAUCUCUCGGUGUACAGUGAAAACGCGGUUGAUAUCUUCGACGUGAACUCUAUGGAAUGGAUUCAGACUCUCCCACUCAAAAAGGUUCGACCCUUAAACAAUGAAGGAUCAUUAAACCUUUUAGGGUUGGAGACAAUUAGAUUAAUAUAUUUCAAAAAUAAGAUGGCAGAAGGGGAUGAACUGGUGGUUCCUGAAACAUCGGACAAUAGUCGGAAGCAGAUGGUUAGAAACAUCAACAACAAACGGCGCUUCUCCUUCAGGGUCCCAGAAGAGGAGAGGAUGCAGCAGAGGAGAGAGAUGCUACGAGAUCCAGAAAUGAGAAAUAAAUUAAUUUCUAACCCAACUAAUUUCAACCACAUAGCACACAUGGGCCCAGGAGAUGGGAUACAGAUACUAAAAGACCUGCCAAUGGUAAGAGAAAUGAAGGGAGAAUGGGAACGGGGUUACGAGUAG